Strongylus vulgaris is the source of this 678-nucleotide messenger RNA. The record is from the annotation of a GenBank genome assembly. Lineage: Eukaryota; Metazoa; Nematoda; Chromadorea; Rhabditida; Strongylidae.
AUGGUAGCAGUGUCCGGUACAAGCUGUUACCUUUCCACCACAUCGCUUUUAAAUGUAAGCAGCAGUGAUGAAAAGUGCAAUAAAAAAUGCGAUGGGGAUGGAUCUGAACAGUGUGCUGGAGGAAGAUAUGCUCGCGUGUUCAUUUAUGAGCAAGUAGAAAUUGAUCCAAACGCUUGUGACGAUCAUAAGUUAUGCAGCGCUGAUCUAUCACAAGGUAUCUGUGUGGAUAUGGCAGCCGAUCAAGGGAACUAUCUCUGCAAAUGUGAUCCAAUGUUUACAGGAACGAACUGCGAAACGCCUGUAUCUGGCCCUUGUAAUGUCAACCCUUGCAAAAAUGGAGGAGUAUGUAUACCUGACACUGUCUUGAACACAUAUACUUGUCAAUGCGCAGAGGGUUACUGCGGCAAAACCUGCCAAUAUGCAUUCCAAUGUAGCAGCAAUCCCUGCUUACAUGGCGGAACAUGCGUUGAAAACUACGAUGGCACUCGCAGAUGUGAAUGUCUCGACUUCUAUAGCGGGACCAAUUGCGAAGAUGUUAACACAUGUGCUUACAAUAACAAAUGCGUGAAUGGUACUUGUGAUUCUAUAGUGAAUGGUGUUGUACCCGGCAGCAUCUGCACUUGCAAUCCGGGAUACACUGGAGAAUAUUGUCAAGAAAGUGAGUACAGUAGGAAGUGA